This is a messenger RNA of Ilex paraguariensis (yerba mate), 831 nucleotides long. The record is from the annotation of a GenBank genome assembly. Lineage: Eukaryota; Viridiplantae; Streptophyta; Magnoliopsida; Aquifoliales; Aquifoliaceae.
AUGAUGGGCUUUGUCGUGGAUCACAUAUCCUGCAAAGGACAAGAAGAAUUGGUUGCAUAUGCUUUCUAUUACGAUUUUGGUGAUUUUGUGCUGUUCUCCGAGGUCGGUGACCUGAAACGGUAUUCAAUCCAUUAUGAUAGGAGUGGAAGAUCCAAGGGAACUGCGGAAGUUGUUUUUGCUCGCCAGUCUGAUGCUUUAGCAGCUGUCAAGAGGUACAACAAUCUACAGCUCGAUGGAAAACCAAUAAAAAUUGAGUUGGUAGGAAUUAAUCUUGUUACGCCGCCUUCAGUGCCUCCAACUACUAAUGGCAUUCUAGGAAACCCACCUGUGGAGUUUAGAAGAAGACAAGUUGCAGGUAGGGGUUGGGAUCAUCUUGGUAGUGGUGGCGGUCAUGGUCGUGGUCGUGGACAAGGGAGGGGUCUUGGACAAAGGAGAGGCCAUGAAGAGAAGAUAUCAGCUGAAGAUCUUGAUGCUGAAUUGGAGAAGUAUCAUUUAGAAGCUAUGCAAAUUAACUAACUGUCAUGUCCAGUUUUUCCUGACCUGGUGGUAUGAAUGGUGCAACUAUACCAGUCCCAAUAUGCAAAAUGCUAUUUUGUUCUAGAUAGAAGAAAAUUCACUAACUAGAUACUGGUUGAUUCAUAUAUGGUUUGCUCCCUGAGAUUGCUGGGUUGGGUUGCUUCUCUUCUGUGCAUGACUAUUGAAAGAUGCUGCCUUUCUUUUACUUAGUUGCUGAUUCUGAUGGUUGGUUUGUUAUAGUCACGUUUUACUAUUUUUCAUGCCUUUCGGAUGUGAAGGUAAAGAAAGAAAAAUGAAAAAUGAGGGGAAAGAACA